AUGCGUUUGUUUACUUCCACCCUCGUGGCCGUCGGCCUGCUUGGGUUCGGCCUGGCCCAGCUUGAGGUCUCCCCCGACGGCAGUUGUGGCCCCGAAACCCAAUACUCCUGUCUUGGGUCUGAGUAUGGCAACUGUUGCUCUGAAAGUGGCGAAUGUGGUGGAACGGACGAAGUCUGCGCUGGUGAGGGAUGCCAAGCAGAUUUCGGACUAUGCGGUCGUGGUGUUGGCGGACUUGACCCUACGAGCGGCACUGAGGAACCCACCACAAGACAGACGGAACUUCCGACUCCGACAACUACUACCACGAGGCGGACAGCCCUUCCCACAAGUGACCUCCCGCCGACCCAGUCACAAGUGGUGUCAACAAUUUAUGUGACGUCCACCAUUCUUACCACCGCGGUACAGAGCACGUUGAUCACGGUCACCUCGACGGAUGUUGACCAUGUGACUACAACCAUCCCGACCACCGCAGUUCAGACAAACACGGUGAUUGUGAACACCACAUCGACGCAUUUCACCACGACGACUGCCACCAGCUAUUCUAUCGUCUUCGCCACGGUGUACAACACCAUCAACGUGACCAGCGUUUCAACCACCUGGGAGACCGCUACCUCGACUACGACACGAACGUUGGACACGACGCGCUACUUCAACCAAACCCUCACCUCGACAUUCACCCAGCCCAUCACCAUCACCUCAUACACCAGCGUCGACAUAACCCGAACCAUCAACGCCACAUCAACAGACCUCCUCACGCAAACGACCACCGUCCCCUUCACCAUAACCUCCACCGCGACGCGAACGGUCAACUCCACCCUCCUCACCACCGAGAUAGGAACAACCGAGAUCCCCGUAACCAUAACCGCCACCUCCACCGCCUUCACCACCCAAACCGACCUCAUCACAGCCACCACCACGGCCAUCACAACCGCCACCCAAAACAUCACCCACGAGUUCAACACCACCUCCACCGCCGUCCAGACACAAACCCAAACCCAAACCGUCACCGCCACCGCGUUGGACACUGCAACGGUCACCGUCACCGAAACAGCAGCACCGCCAACAGUGCCACCGACCACAGUCACCGUCACGGUCACGGCUACGGAGACACAGACGCUGACGCUGGAGAUACCGCCGGUGCAGAGCGGGGGCACGCUGACGGUGGGGCCGGGGCCGGGGGAGCCUGAUCCUACCCCGACGGGAGAUGUAUCGGGGACUGGGGCGGGGACGGGGAGUGGGAGUGUGAGUGUGAGUAGUGGAGCGGCGACUUUGACUGUUGGGGGGCCGUGA
Messenger RNA from Chaetomium fimeti, 1290 nucleotides. RefSeq lists its product as uncharacterized. The coding region runs from base 1 to 1290 and encodes 429 amino acids. Gene Ontology annotation, molecular function: chitin binding. Lineage: Eukaryota; Fungi; Ascomycota; Sordariomycetes; Sordariales; Chaetomiaceae. The record is from RefSeq and is a predicted model, not a curated record. The transcript has a single exon.